UUGACAAGUGGAUCGGCAGUUGGGGCUAACAAUAGGUGUCUUUUUCAAGUUUAAAUAAGUUGUAUUUUGUAGUUACGGACGACGUCAUAUGUAACAGCUACUGGAGUUUUUGUGGUAGAAGCAGAGUCUUUCGUUGAACUCUGCAGUCCGGACAAUGAUCGUUAAUGUUAUCACCUGCUGCCUCCUCUCAGCCGUGUGUCUGGAGGCCUCUGAAAUAAUCCACGUGAGUGGGUUCUUGGGAGGAGAGGUCACCAUCCACUGCUUUCAUGAACGUUCCCAAAACAGCAGUAAAUAUUUCUGCCAGGGGACUUGUCUGCCGGAGCAUGUCCUGGUCAAAAUGCAAGGGCGUGGCGGUUACAUACAGAAAGAGAGGUACAGUUUAGAGGACAGGGGAGACGGGCUGUUCACUGUGACCGUCACAGGGCUGGUGGUGGAAGAUUCUGGAACGUACUGGUGUGGAGUGGGAAGGGCUGCCCACGCCUCGCUUCAGGAAAUCCAUCUUACUGUCAGCGGGCGUGUGCCGUCUGUGGAAUCUCCAGCCGCUCUGCCUGGUCCGUCUCCAGAAACAGUCCAACCAACACAAGGAUCAACAGAGGGGAGCAACAGAGGGCUUCAUUCACAGUCUCUGCUGACAGGCACCUCCGUGGUGAUCCUUGUGUGUGUGAGUCUGGCUGUGUUGGUGUUCGCCGGCAUCCCUGUUAUAUUCUACAGACACUGGCAGAAUGACAUCACACCAGGGUCAAUUUCUAAUGAUGCAAAUAAAAAAAGUACUGGCGAGGUUGAUGAUGAAGAAAAUAUUACCUCUACCCAGAAUGCAACGCAAAACUAGAAACCAUUGCUCAUGACCUUGACCCCAACCAAUCAGCCAAUCAGGCUCUGGAUCCCAAAGCAGUGGAAAGGGUGACGACAAUAUGACAACCACUGUCUCUGUCUGGGAAGGAGAGCUUCUUCGAACCAAUAACUAAUGUAGACCAUCAUUUAUUAAAUGCAUUUUUACCUUUGUGAUUAUGUGUGUCUCCUCAGCUAAAAUGAACAUGGUAACAUUAUCACACUCAACCACCCUCAGACAUCUCCAUUUAAACAUGUUCUGUGUCAUUGAACAACCUUGAGGUCUUUCAUUAUUUCACAAAAUGAAAUUACAAAAUGCGUAAUAUUGAUCUGGGAAAAUCUGUUUGGGUUAGCCACUGUAACGCUGCUAUAAUUUCCUC
Molecule: messenger RNA, 1208 nt
Organism: Esox lucius (northern pike)
Lineage: Eukaryota; Metazoa; Chordata; Actinopteri; Esociformes; Esocidae
Product: CMRF35-like molecule 8
Exons: 7
Coding region: 155-829 (224 amino acids)
Source: RefSeq, a predicted model, not a curated record